AUGUUUCGAGCAAUCACCAAGAAGAGCGCCAAUGGGCAUGGUGCCGAUUCAAAGGGCACGCUCACGGCGCUGUGGAGCAAGGCCGGCAGCAAGGCGGACAACAAGGAGGCGCCUCUGAGCGAUGCGGCCCCCGAGGGCGCUGCGGAGCCACCCUCGGCCCAGUUCACGCCGGCAGCGGCCUCCAGGGCCAGCGACGAGGCUGCGGCGGCAGGCCAGGCGGCGCCACCCACGACAGGCGGCGACGUGGCGAUUGGCGCCGCGCCUGAGCCUUCGCCCGAGCCGAUCGCUGUUGCCGCCCAGGUGGCGGCCGAGGUGCAGCCGCCGGCCAACCCCGAUGCCCAGCCGAGCAAGGGCACCACCGCCGAGAAGAAGCGCAAGCGCAGCAGCGCCGCCGCCAACAGCGGGUUUAGCGAGGAGCAGCUGGAGCGGCUGCAGGCGCUCUUUGCCCAGAACGAGUAUGCCGGCACUGCAGCCAAGACCGCGCUUGCCACAGAGCUUGGGGUGGAGCUUGUGCAGGUGAGCAAGUGGUUUGAGAAGCAGAGGAAGAAAGUGCGGGAGGAGACGGGCGCGCCGCCCAAGCGCGGCCGCCCCAAGUCGGGUGCAGCCAGCGGCAGCAAGCCGGCCCCGGCUGCUGCUGCCCCAGACAAGGUGGAGCCUGCGGCUGCUGCGGCUGGCCAGGAGGGCGGUGAGGCAGCAGCGGCAGCAGCAGAUGCGGUAGAGGCUGGGGAGGGGCAGGAGGUGGAGGCUAUGGAUGUCGAUGGUGCGGCUGAGGAUGACCAGGCGGCAGCGCAGCAGCAACAGACACCCAGUGCGCCGCCCGCUCCCGUAGCGGCCCCUGCAGCAGCACUAGAGCCUGCGGAGGCAAUGGCAGCCGAUGAAGCAGGCGUCGAGCCUGCCGCAGCAGCAGCGGGUGCCGCACCCGCUACCGAGAUCACGCCUGCCGCCGCCACCAGGCCGGCCGCAGAGGCAGCGCCAGCCACGCAGCAGGCCGUCUCAGCAGAGCGGCCGGCAGCGGCGCCUGCUGCUGCCAGCAGCCCGCCGACCGGCGCGGCCGCUGCUCCUGCCAAGACACCCGCCUCUGUACCGCAGCAGUACAGCCUGUCAACCGAAGACAAGGCCAAGCUAGUGGCUGAUCUGGAAGCAGAGGCGGAGCAGUUGCGUCGGCAGGGCCUCGCUGCUCCGCUGCAGGUGCUGCCUGCCGAUCCUCCAGCCGAGCGCCAGCCGUUUAGCGACGCCCGGCUGGCGGCGGCCGUGGCGGCGCAGCGCGCGCCGCUGUCGCAGCUGGCGGCGGCGGCGCUGCUGCUGUUCACGGCGCCAGAUGGCGAGGCUCCGGUGGAGGAGGCUGUGCUGCGCAGCCGCAUUGUGGACCUGGCGGCCCGCAAGAGCUUUGCGCCAAAGGAGAGGGAUGGCGGUACCGGGAUGGCAGACGCGCUGGAGGAUGGCAGCGCUGCACACCUGUGGCAGUGGGAGCUUCGGGACCACAAGGCAUGCGCCGCCGCAUCUCUGUUGCCUCUGACUGCCGCCUGCUGUGCCAGCUUGUGGUAUCCCUGCAGCUCGCCGAACCUUCCAGCCUCUCCCAGCAACCCCCUGUGCUGGAUCAGCGUGCUUCCAAAGGAGCUUCGCACCGCAGCGCAGCAGACCAAGAAGCGUGCAGCUCGGGUGCAGGAGCGGCUGAGCGCCGUGUGCGCCGCGCUGCGCCUGCUGGGCCCGCACCAGCAGGGCAAGGCCUCCGCCAAGCUCGCCAAGGCGCUGGAUGCGCUGAAGAAAGCCAAGACUCUGGCCCAGGUGGAGGAGGAGCAGCAGGCUGAGCGGGAGGCGGCCACUGCCAAGGAAGCCGCCAAGAAGCAGCAGAGCGCCGGCAAGACGGGGAUGAGUGCCGAGGAGAAGGCACGGCUCAAGGCCGAAAAGGAGGCAGCCAAGGAGGCCGAGAAGGAGCGGGUGAAAAUGGAGAAGGAGGCGGAGAAAGAGCGGCUGAAGGCUGAGAAGGAGGCCGAGAAGGAGCGGGCAAAAGCUGAGAAAGAGGCGGAGCGAGAGAAGGCCAAGGCGGAGCGGGAGGCUGAGAAGGAGCGCAAACACAAGGAAGCAGAGGAGGCGAAGCUGGCUAAGAAGACAGGCUUCAAGGAUGCCACUGUGCUGAAGAAGACAAGCAACAAGUUCCUGUCUUUCUUCCAGGCCAAGGCCACCCCGGGCGGCACCCCCGGCCGCGCCGACGCCAGCGCAGUCACGCCCGUGCAGCCGGGCGCGUCCAGCCAGCAGCAGGGCGGCGCGUCGCAGCUGGGCGGCGGCGGCAGCCAGCAGCAGCAGGGUGCUGAGGGGACCGCCACUGGCAAGCGGGAGAAGGGCUACUGCGAACUGUUCCUGAAGCCCGAGGGCGCAAACCUGCGCAGCCUGCCGCCCCAGCCCUCGGCAGCAGAGCGCAUGGACGCGGCGGCGGGGCAGCCGUUUGCGUUUGAGGCGGCACAGGCGGAGUGGCAGCAGCUGCUGCAGGGCAUGAAGCGGCGCCGCCGCGAGGCGGCAGCGCAGCCCCGCCCGCUGGGCCUGCCGCCUACCUGGGCCCGCAAGUCCAACGCCGUGGAGCUGGCACAGCAGCACCUGGACAAGCUGCAGGAAAGCGGCGCUGACCUGGCCGCCACCCGCACCUGGCGCCGCAAGCUCAUCUUCUUCCCGGCCGACUCCAAGCGGCCGGCCUUCUACGGCUCAUGCACGCCCAGCCCUGCGGUUGGGCCGCGCAGCUACCUGGGCCGGGAUGAGGCGCUUGACUAUGAUGCCAUGAGCGAUCUUGAAUGGGUGGAGGAGCCAGAGGAUGGCUGCUCGCUGUCGGAUGUCGAGGAGGAGGAAAGCGAGAUGGGGGGUGGCGAGGAGGAGGAGGAGCACGACAGCUUCAUCUGCGAAGACGGCUACCUGUCAGAGGAUGAGGGUGUGCGGGUGGAGGAUUUGGAGGGAGACGACAUGCAGGUCGAUGGGGAGGAGGGGCUCCCCGAGGGCGCGGCGGCGGCGGCAGGCAUCGACCCGCAGCGCCUGCUCAGCAUGCAGCAGCUGGAGGUGCAGAUGGAGAGGGCGCGGCGGGCGGGCAAGCCUCUCAUCAUCUCCCGCCUGCCCACCCGCGCCGCCAGCGGCAACCAGCCCAACGGCGCAUUCAUCCAGGCACGCACACCUCAGCUCGGAGACCCGUCCCUCCUGGGUGCCCUGGCGGCAGAGGUGCUGCUGCCGGGCCUGAGGCUGACGCUGCCAGAAGACCUUGCCGCGGAGCCGGCAUCGGGGGCUGCGGGGGCGCCGGCAACAGCCACCAAGGAUGCGUCCCCGGCAGGCGCGUCUCUGGGGCGCUGGCCUGCAUGCCAUGGCGCACGGGCUGGGCCUGGGUUACAUGCCACUGCCGGCGGCGGCGCCACCGGUGACGCAGCCAAGCCGUCUGGCCGUGGCAGGCGCCCCGCGACGCGGCCGGACGACCUCCUGCCAGACCUGCUGCGCAUGGUGCAGGCGGCGCCCAGGAACAACAAGAGCAAGAUCGCCGAGGCUUUUGUGCAGGCGCACGCUGAGCGCGCUGUGACCAAGAAGUGGGUGGGAGACAUGCUGAAGCAGCAUGCCGACUGGCGCGGCACAGUGCAGGGCUACUCCCUCAAGCCCGCAGCCCUGCACCUGGUGGACCCCUUGGCCGGCGCAGCGGCGGCGGCGGCAGCGCUGGGAGCGGCCCCCACCCUGGCCGCCGCCGCCGCGGCAGCCCCUGCUGCGGCGGUUGCGCAGCCGGGCCCCAGACCGGUGGCUGCGGCACCAGCUGGAGAUGGCGCCUUGGGUAGGGCGGGCGCAGCGGCAGCGGCAGAGGCGGAGGAGGCUGGGCAGGCGCCGCAGGACGCGGGUGGCGCUGCGGCUGCGGAGCCCACGCCAGCGGGCAUCAAGCCUGCCGCGCCUGGCAUCGCGCGCUUCUUCAAAAAGGGCGCGGCGGCGGCGGCCACGCCGGCGGUGCCCUCUGCCCUGCGCCCCAAUGCGCCGCCCUCCGACCUCAAGGCUCCCGGCCGCCUGGUGACCACCACCGCUGCUGGGGCUGCAGCAGAGGCGGCGACGCUGGCGGUGCCAGAGUGUGUGAGCGGCACGGCAGACCCGUUUUGGCGCUGCCUGCUGCAGCACAUAGAGGGCGCCGACGGCGCCCCGGGCCAGCAGCCUCAGUUCCUGGCCGCUUUCCAGCCAGCCGUGCUGGCCCGCCUGGCGGCUGGCAUGCCGGCCGGCGUCAUCGCUGCUCUGGUGGCGGGCGUGGCGGCGGCCGCCACCCCCGCCGCCACCCGGGCCGCCUACCUGCGCUGCCUCGAGGCGGCGGUGCAGGCGCUGGCGGCCAUGGAGGCAGAGGCGGCAGGAGACAACCUCUCUGCCUCCCAGCAGGUCUGGCAGCCACGCGGAGCCCCCGUCGCCGCUUCCCUGGCGGAGCUGUGCCGGGAGCCGCAGCUGCUCAGCGGCCUGCAGGCAUGCCUGGAGGCAGCCACCGCUGCAGGCAGCGGCGGCGGCACCGACGCUCCAUCCAGCAGCGGCAGCGGAGCCGCCGCCGUGGCGGACGCCGCCCAGGCGGCCGCGGCGCUGGCGGCUGCGCUGCUUGCCAGCGAGGCGGCCAGGGCGGCGCUGGCGACGGCGGAUCCCGCGGCGGCGGCCGGCGGCGGCGGCGGCCCGCAGGAGCAGCUGGCGGCGCUGGUGGCGGCAGCCCGCGAGCUGGCGGCCUGA
Messenger RNA from Chlorella variabilis, 4704 nucleotides. RefSeq lists its product as hypothetical. The coding region runs from base 1 to 4704 and encodes 1567 amino acids. Gene Ontology annotation, molecular function: DNA binding. The record is from RefSeq and is a predicted model, not a curated record. The transcript is spliced from 24 exons. Gene Ontology annotation, cellular component: nucleus; CAF-1 complex. Gene Ontology annotation, biological process: nucleosome assembly. NCBI's taxonomy places the organism in Eukaryota, Viridiplantae, Chlorophyta, Trebouxiophyceae, Chlorellales, Chlorellaceae.